Aedes aegypti (yellow fever mosquito) is the source of this 4815-nucleotide messenger RNA. It is a transcript of the gene Cap-G, whose product is annotated as condensin complex subunit 3. Gene Ontology annotation, biological process: mitotic chromosome condensation. NCBI's taxonomy places the organism in Eukaryota, Metazoa, Arthropoda, Insecta, Diptera, Culicidae. The coding region runs from base 142 to 4716 and encodes 1524 amino acids. The transcript is spliced from 6 exons. The record is from RefSeq and is a predicted model, not a curated record. Gene Ontology annotation, cellular component: condensin complex; condensed chromosome; cytoplasm.
AACUAACUGUCAAAACAAGCCGUGAAUGAUGCCAACAAAAAUUUACCGCUAACGGCGUCACUCGUAAAUAGUUUUCUAAAAAAUAGUGAAAAAGUGCCCGAAAAGUUGAUUCAAAAAGUGGUUUAAGCACACGGAAGCAGAAUGGCACCGCGUAAGCGUAAAAUAAAAGUGGUGGUCCCGUCCAGUUCGCCGGAAAAGGCCAAGUUCAGCGUCGUCGUCAUACAGACCAUUCUGAACGCGCAGGAGAACGAAACGAGCCACGCAAAGCUGAUGAAAGAGCUGAAGAACAUCUAUCCGACGGUGACUCAUGAGUCGUUCAUGAAGUCUUUCAUCCAAUCGCUGAAAGGUGCCAUGCAGCAUGACGAAACCAACGAGUACGCGAACAAUCGGCUCAAGUUGUGUGCCAAGUUCAUUGCGGAUCCUGAUCAUACCGAACAGGAGAUCACCCAUCCGAUCAUUAUCACUGCCUUCGAUUGGCUGCUGAAUACGAUCAGUCCGGCAGCAAUCGUCAGGUUUCGUAUUUGUCAGUUCGUUAACCUGGUGUUGAACGCAAUGGGACCGGAAGCCUCACUGGACGACGACAUCUGCGACAAGAUCCUACGCUACAUGUUGGAACGAAUGCGUGAUGUUGCACCGAAUGUACGUGUCCAGGCUGUGCUGGCCCUGCAGCGGCUGCAGAAUCCGGACGACACGGAAGAUUGCGUCUUCAGGACGUACAUCUACCACUUGGAUACGGAUCCUUCGCCGAAGGUUCGCCAAACGAUCAUAUCGUCGCUAGGGCGAAACUACCGUACCAUUCCGUACAUCAUCGAGCGCCUAUGGGAUGUUGAGGAACGUGUCCGCCGGCAUACAUAUCUACAGAUGAGCAGUUAUCCGGUCAAGCAGUACAAGGUUGCCCAGCGGUUGACCUUUUUGGAGCAAGGACUGAACGAUCACUCGGAGGCGGUCAGGAAGGUGGUGAAGAACGUGAUGAUUCCCCAGUGGUUCGAAUCGUACCAGAAAGAUUACGUGGCCUUUGUGAAAGCGUUGAAGAUCGAUGCCGAUGAGAAGGAGCUGGUGCGGUUCCGUAAUACCGGAAAACUGGCGCUGUUUGAGAUUUUUUCGAAAUACGGAAUUGCAGACGCUAUGACCAUGCUGGGUAUGCGAGAAGAUGACAAGACGGUUCCGUUGGAAAAUUUAACCAUCGAGACUGCAGUUUGCUGGCAGGCGCUGUUGGAAUUUCUGCAGAAGACCGAAUCGGACGAAUUGGAUAGUUUGAUGGUGGACCUGUCCACGUUCUGUAGCUACAUUAAAGUGUUUGCGGAAACCCCGACUGCUUGCAACUAUAUCCGUCUGCUAGCUGAAGAUCCUUCGAUGAUAACCGACAAACUGCAAAAAAUGUACUUCCAGUCGAUGCUGCAAAUCCUGCUGGAGAUCGUCGAUUCUUACGACUUCGGUGACGAAUUCGGUAGGGAGACAUUGAAGAAGAUCCUUUCGGAUGUGCUCUGUUGUUGCGACCUGGACGAGGACAACGUAAAGAUUAUUCUAUCGAUCUUCGAGCGCCUGAUCGGGGAUGUUGAAACUAGGUUCAAGUUCUUCGUUGAUUUGAUCAACAGCGUUCUUGAGCCGUCCCGAACUGAUGUUUCCAAUUCGUCUCGUUCUUUGGUGGAGGAGUAUCUGGAGAAGAACCCGGACAAGAGCCUCCAGAUGCAGAUCACUCGGCUGAGACUUACGAUCAUGGACCUAAAGGAACAGGAAAUGGACAAGGUCAACCGAAAAGACUACGCCGGAGCACAGAAGGUUGCCGAAGAACUGAACGUUGCAAACGAAGAGUAUGCUGCAUUGUUGAAGCCAAUUCUGAUGGAGGUCUCGUCAACCAGUGAAGGAAGCUCGCUGUUUAGAGAAUCCAUGCUAAAACCGAAAAAGAUCACCAAUGCAACCAUCAACAAGUGCUUGCAGAUAUCGUUCUAUCUAGUGAACAGUUCAACGGUGCUAUCUUUGACACCGAUCGUGUGUGAAUUGUACAAGACCUUCAUCAGUCGUUAUGUGGAAUCGGCUGAGAUUGCUACCAGAGAUUGGGCUUUACGUUGCUCCGUUGCGUUCAGCAUGUUGUACGAUGGGCUGUCGAAAGAAACUUUCCAGCUACUGUAUCAUCAGUUCUUCCGGAACCAUUGUACGAGAAUUUGGCAAACUUCGAUCGAAGGUAUCUUCGAGCUCAUGGAUCACUACGGAUUUGAGCAUUUUGACGUCGAAUCGAAGAAAGAUGAGUCCAGAAAGAACACACGCCAGCUGUUCAACACGAUGGACUAUUUAGACCAGGACGAUGAUGCAAACACGUCCAGCACCGGAACGGGUGUGGAUCUGAUGCGAAUGAUGACCCACUUUUUCGAAACCUGCGAAGACAAUGUAAUUUGUUCGGCCAUCGUUGACGGUUUUUGUCGGUUGAUACUCCACGGUCACUGCACCUCGCAGGAUAUCAUGUCCAAGUUGCUGCUGAAAUAUUUCAACCCCACCACCGAACCGAAGACGCAGCAAAUCUUGGGCAUUUUCUUCGAGUGUUUGAUCAAGAAAAAGCGCCAGGAAAUCCUACAGAAGGCUUUGCUCCACACACUGUUCACGAUUCUGGAGGCGCCCAACGACAGCCCUCUUCAGGAGGUGAAACCGGAACACGUGGUGAAAUUUGUCAUCGAUUCGACCAAGCCGGUGUUUUGCAGCCCGGGCUUGAAUCCGCACAACACGAUUGCGAUAUCGUUUCUGCAGGUCAUGCUGGAUAACCUCAACUACAAAGAUCUGUUGAAAUUGCUCAGCAAAGAGCUACUGACUCUGGAAAUCUCAGACGAUGCGGUGCUCAAGAAUGACAUCACCCAUUGCAUCGAUCAGAUUCUGCAAGAACAAACUCUCGAUUCCAAGAUAGUAAAGAAUCUCAAUGACUUCAAGGAGAUGCUCCAGGGUACGUACCGGGAAUCUCUCACCUUCUCCUCGUCUCGUGCGCCGCCAGCAGCCGCACCCGAAGGGCACGAUCCCGAUCAUCUUUCUGACCCCGAUGAGCCCCCAGAAGUGGCUUUAGACGAAGAAGAACCUCCCAAAGAUCCAAAGGAAGUGCCUCAAAUCAACAAAUCAUCUCUUCAGAAGGACGACAGUGUGCUCACUCAGUCAUCUCCCGCCAAACCCGCUGCAGCUUCUGCUCCAGCUUCGCCCGCCGUUCCGCAAACGCCAACCACUUUCGGGGCUGACAACACCUCAGGAAUGAAAUCUCUGCGCAAGUCGAUGAAUGUUUCCGACAGAAGUGCAGCCAGAAACGUGUUCAAGGUCCCGGAUGCCAAUGCUACUAAAAAGCUACGUCAACAGCAGAAGGUUGCUGGUAAAAAGAAACCCGAUAAGCAACCCGAAAAGGACGAAAGCGAUGAAUCUCCUAAUUCACCGGAGAGCGAAGAAGCUGAUCCGGCAGCAGAAGAAUCAUUCGCCAUUCCUUCAACGCAGGACAUUUCCGGCGUUUCGUCCAUCGAUGGGGAUAGAUCCAUUCUGCAUCUGGAGAUCCCGGAGACGCAACGCCCUAUUGACGGGCAGAGUACGCCUAUACAACGAACACCGACCAAGCGGAAGAUCUCCCACGGUAGUACCGAAGAAGAGGAGGAAGAGAUAGUCGAUUCAUCUCCUAAUGUUGUGUCGAGUCGUCGAGAUCGAUCAAUGGUACGCCCAGCAGCUUCCGCCAAAUCGAUUGCCAAAUCGCAGAGCACUAGCAAGAUUGAACAACCACGUACACGCAAUACUGCUCGAAAGGAAAUCAUCAAUACCAAGGUGAUGACUCGCAAAUCUCUCACGGACAUAACCGGCGGCGCUAAAGCUUCCAAACGAGGCAGUCUUACCGGUAUUGAACCUUUGGAAAGAAGCCCCCCAGUAAGAAGGAAAGACCGCAGCUCUGGCGAGAGCAACAAAAGUUUGGAGAAAUCCACGAAAAAGGAUGAUAAACCAACGGCGGCUGUCGCAAAAACUUCUAAGCGACUAGCAGCUACUCAGGAGAAAGCUGACUCGGCGAAAAAAGCAGAAUCCACUAAGGAAAAGAAAACAGCUGAAAAGACAAAAUCGAUCAGUAAAAGUGUUUCGAGUGCAGCCAAGAAAGCUGAAGAAACUAAAACUGAUUCACCCGCCAUAAGAACGAGCAGAAGAAAUUUGAACAAGGACGAUGCCACUAGCACUUCCUCAACGAAAAAGAGUAUUGAAAAGCAAAUCACUGAGAAGAAGACUCCUGCAAAUAGCAAAAAAUCUGCUCAAGAUAAACCAAGCCCUGCAGCGGCCUCUGCGCCCUCACGAACCACUCGGAAAUCCUUGGAAAAACCAAACACCCCUUCCAGUGACAAGACGGAGAAAGGACCUACUCGCUCGGCGUCCAAGUCUGUUCCAUCCACUGCUACAGGAAAACCCGCCACCAGAGUAUCACUGACCCGCCAGAACGCCGUACAGGAAUCCACGUCCACCCCCACCAGCAAAUCACAAAGUAGCAGUACAAAAAACCCAGUGAAACGCACCAUAUCCACCAGGGGAUCGAGGGGAAGCAUCACCAGUUCCCCACCGGCAACCCUUUCGGCUUCCUCCAUCGCUAGUUCCGAUUCCUCGACGGUAACGAGCCCUGUGCGACCGAAAAGGGUGGCCGUGACGCCAUUGAGUGGAGAAAGUGCCAUUGCCACCAGAAGCACAUCCACCCCAACGCGGCCAGCACGGAAAGCGGCCAAGAAGUAGAGAGGUACAAAACGUGUCAAUCUGGAUUAGGUUAAUUUGCAUAUGUUUUCAAUCGAUGCUGAAUGAUCGAGUAAUAAAAUAAUAUAAUAAUAAGUUUAA